GAGGCUUGGGAUCUAUACUGUUAGCGCCACAGUGUGGCCCUGGAUAUUCCUGCCAAGAAAGGGUUACAUUUUGGAGGCACUGCUGAGAUUACGAUUUGUAGAAUUUCAGUCACAAUGUCAGCUAUUACCCCAGAAGGAGUUAAAAUGUGGGCUCUGCAGGAAGGACUUAAUUUGCCCUGUGCCUUUGCACUUGAUCAUAUUCCCCUACAGUUACCAAAUAAUAUGCUGGAACAGACACUGUCAUCUUACCCAGGCCUGGCUGGUUCUGCUAUAGUCACAUCAUCACUUUCACCUUUACAAGGAUUGAAACAAGUGCUGUGUGUAGCUCAGUCUGAGCUUAACAGAGACAGUAUACCUGCAAUUAUCUAUCCAAAUGGUAUUUCUCCAAGGGGAUGGCCUGUUAUAUAUCCUCCUACUGUUCCUGCUAUGCACCCACAAUGCUCUUCCAGUCCCAUGUCUGUGCAGCCAGACUCCUGCAGCAUACUUAUUGAAAAUGACACUUCAUACAUAUCACCUCAAUAUCCUAAUUUUGAGUGGCGACCUCCUCCAGCACCUCACCCAUUCACUAGCCUAGACACAAUUGCACCUAUAUUUGCUGAAAGCAUACAGAAAGUGACUGAAGCUAGUCUACGGUUAUGGCAAGAGACUGUCUGGAGUGUAAAGAAGUAUUUUUCUGGUACUGAACCAGUACCCAAAGGGGAAGAAGUGUUUACUGACUGGAUAGAGUACAUCCGCCCAUUGUUAGAGGAAUGGGAGGGAACUGAUAAAAUGAAGCAACGCAGACUAAUGGAGCUAGUAAGACCCCCUGCUUUGAUUUUCUUACAAGCCCAUAACACUAAACACCCUGAUUGUACUGUUAAAGAUUUAUUACAAGCUUUGAUAACUCGCUAUGAGAAAUAUGAGGAUCUUCAACAACGUCUUGCUAAGUUUCAAGCUAUGCGACAACUUAAAGGUGAGAGAGCAUCUGUCUUCAUUAGCAGAGUGUCUAACGAACUGAAUUACCUCAUAUUCAAAAAGAUAAUUCCUGCAACUCAGGAAGUGUCUCAACUUCACAGGCAAGUAAAGUGGGGAUCAGACCCCCAUCACCCUGUCAAUCUUGCUGUGCAAGCUUACAUGAGAUACAACCCAGAUGCUGUAACAGGGGAUCUCUUAAGAACUGCAGAGGAGGAAGAAGCCAGAAUAGACUUCUAUUAUGCAUCUUCUACCCAAGCUUCAGAUUUAAAUCAGAAAGAGAACCCUUCAAAAGCUCCAUCCCAGACUGUUCCACAGCCUGCAAAGAGCCAGCCAGCUGGAGCACCAUUAUUUCCUAAAUCCCAGAAAUUUUUCUGCGAGCAUUGUCGAAAACAAGGCCAUGACAUCACUAAAUGCCCUCGUAAGGUACAAGCUACUCCUGUGCAAAGCCAAGCUGGAGAAUGUAACUCAAUCAGACAUAAGAAACGGAAGCCUAACCACCCAAAACCACUUGUUGGGGUAGGGCGGAAGUGCAUCUUCCAUCUGACUGUGAAUGAUGUUCCGACUACUGCAUUAUUUGACACUGGAUCACAGAUAACCAUCAUUGGUCGUCCUUUCUACCAGAAACAUUUAUCCCACCUACCCUUGACUCCAGCUGAUGACAUAGAGGUAGUAGGUGUGGGUGCCAAAUCUGCUUGUAUGGAUGGAAAAGUGGAAGUUGAUCUCCGAAUUCCUGGGAUAACUUCUGAAGAUGAACCACCUCUCAAAGUGGUUGCUUAUAUUUGUCCUCCUGCUGCUCAUAGGACAUCUGCACCACUCAUCGUGGGAUCUAAUGUGAAAGCAGUUGAAGAUGCUUUUCUAAAGUUUCUGCAAUUACAAGGCACCACUGAUGUUUCUUCCUUCCCUGUGUCAGCAGCAGUAAAGAGACUGUGUCAAGCCUUUGUACCCGAAUUUUGUCAGGGCCCUGUGUACAGACUAAACGGGCCUGCUAUGGAAAUUCCAGCUGGGCAAGCACGACUGAUAAAGGUUACCAGAUCUCUGCCUAUGGAAUGUGACACCCAAAGCUAUUUUCUUCUGGAAACUCCACCUGAACAAGUGGCAAAGCAUGGUUGGGAACUAAUUCCAGAAAGAAAAGAUUGGCGAGAGGGGAUGCCCGAGUUUGAUUGGGUUGUUCUGCAAAAUCACAACCCUUGGCCUAUUACAGUAAACGAAUUUGAUGAAGUUGGAGUGUGUUACUCGGUUCAGGAAGUUACAUCUGAAUCAGAAGUAUGUUCUGCACAUAUUGAACCAAAAGAUGCACCUCUUAAUUUUGAUUUUGGGGACUCUCCCAUGCCGAAAGAAGCCAAAGAACUGCUAAUUAAGGAGCUGAACUUCAGAAAAGAUGUGUUCUCCACUGAUGACAUGGAUGUUGGAUGUGCCAAGAGUGCCUGUCAUACCAUUCGCUUAGCAGAUUCUAAACCUUUCAGGGAGAGAUCUAGGAAGCUGCCACCCCGAGACAUUGAAGAUGUGCGUACAUGUCUGAAGAAGAUGAAAGAUCAGAAUAUAAUCACAGAUUCCAGAAGUCCUUAUGCUUCCCCUAUUGUGGUGGUUCGGAAAAAGGAUGGAUCUGUUCGUCUGUGUGUCGACUACCGUACAUUAAAUCGGAGAACCAUACCUGACCAAUACACUUUGCCCAGGAUUGAAGAUUCCUUGGAAGCUUUAAGUGGCAGUAAGUGGUUUACAGUGAUGGAUCUUAGAUCUGGAUACUAUCAAGUACCCAUGUCCCCUGAGGAUCAAGAGAAAACUGCCUUCAUUUGUCCUCUGGGAUUUUACCAAUUUACCCGAAUGCCUCAAGGUAUUUGCGGGGCCCCCGCCACAUUCCAGAGACUUAUGGAAAAAGUAUUGGGAGAUCUAUGCCCCCGAGAGUGUCUUGUAUACCUUGAUGACAUCAUUGUGUUCGGAAGUACUCUAGAAGAGCACCAUGAAAGACUCAUUCGUGUGAUUGACAGACUUCAAGAAGAAGGUCUAAAGUUGUCUAUUGACAAAUGCAAAUUUGGCCGUACCUCAGUACACUAUGUGGGACAUAUUGUGUCUGCUGAAGGCGUAUCCACUGAUCCUGCUAAAAUAGAAGCAGUGGUGAAUUGGCCACAACCAAACAACCUCACAGAGCUUAGGUCAUUCCUAGGGUUUUGUGGCUAUUACAGAAGAUUUGUGGAGGGAUAUUCUAAGUUGGCAAAACCCUUACAUGCCUUACUGACCCUCACCUCAACUGAUGAAAAGGCUGCCAAAAGUUCCAAAUUACCCUUUGGGGAUAAGUGGACUGAUGCCUGUACUGAAGCCUUUGCUGCUUUGAAGAAAUGUCUCACAGAAGCUCCUGUGUUGGCUUAUGCAGAUCCUACAAAGCCCUAUAUCCUCCAUGUGGAUGCCAGCUAUGACGGCUUGGGAGGAGUUCUUCAUCAAGAGUACCCCGGAGGAUUGCGUCCAGUGGCAUAUAUCAGCCGAAGUUUGACUCCAAGUGAGAAAAACUAUCCAGUGCACAAGUUAGAGUUUCUGGCACUUAAGUGGGCCAUUGUUGACAAACUUCAUGGAUACCUGUAUGGAGUACCAUUUGAAGUAAGAACUGAUAACAACCCUCUAACAUAUGUUCACACCACAGCCAAACUAGAUGCCACAGGCCACAGAUGGUUAGCAGCCUUAUCCAACUAUCAGUUCACACUUAAGUAUAAACCAGGUCCCAAGAAUGUAGGAGCCGAUGCCCUAUCUAGAAGACCUGGCCUACCUGCUACUUCUGAGAAUGAAGAGUGGAAAGAAAUUACACCCUCAGGAGUAAAUGCCUUUUGCCUAGCUUCUGCUGUAAACAGAAGGAAACUCAACUUCUCAGACUUAAGAUUAGUGGAUUCACUGGGUGCCAGACCCAAUUGUGUUCCGGAUGCUUUCAGCUGCCCUGCAAUGCUAGGGAUUGAUCAGUUGCACCCUUUGAAGAAAAAGGAUUUGAUCAGAGCCCAGCAAGCUGACCCUAUCAUUGGACCCCUGAGGAAAGCUGUCCUGCAAAAAGACCAGGAGUACCUUAAGAAGUCUCUGCCUUCUGAUAGCACUAUCCUUUUGAGAGAAUGGGAGAAGUUUCAGAUAGACAAUGGACUCCUGUAUAGGGUACUACUAUACCAUGAUCAUCCUGAUCGACGUCAAUUAGUUCUUCCCAAGAGGUAUAGGCAGUUUGUGCUCAGAAACCUGCAUGACAAACAUGGCCAUUUAGGUAUCGAGAAAAACCUAUGGCUUGAUUCAAGAUAG
Messenger RNA from Xenopus laevis (African clawed frog), 4218 nucleotides. RefSeq lists its product as uncharacterized. The record is from RefSeq and is a predicted model, not a curated record. The transcript has a single exon. Lineage: Eukaryota; Metazoa; Chordata; Amphibia; Anura; Pipidae. Bases 115 to 4218 code for a protein of 1367 amino acids.